CUAUAAACAUGAAGAAAUCAACUCCCUUUACUGUAACGGUAGACCAAAGAAUAGACAUGUGUUCCUGUCUGGCAGAUUAUAGGGUUAACAACCAGCGCAGGAAUGAAAGUUAUGCAACGUCACACUUGAAGGAUCACGCCCUAUAAAACACACAAUUUCAUUUGUUGUAACUCCUAAAACCAUGGCGUCUGCUGCUCUGAGAGGCGAUCUCUGCUCCUUCUGAUUGAACACUGCUGUAACCCUGAGACAAAAACAUAACUUCUGCCAGGACUGUAUUGAUCAGGUCCUGAAAUCUCAUGAGUCUGGAGUUUAUUCCUGUCCUAGAUAAAGAGCGAAAUUUCGGGAGCAACCUUCAUCUAUAAAGAACAUGAAUCCACAUAAUGUAGCAGAAAAUGUCCGGUCUAGUGAGCCACAUCAGGAGGAGAUGACCGAGAUCUGCUGCACCUACUGUAUUCACUCUCCUGUACCUGCUGUGAAGUCCUGUCUGCACUGUGAGGCUUCUCUAUGUGAUGAUCACCAGAAAGUUCACAGCAAGGAAGAAGAACAUGUCCUGACUGAUCCCAGCACUUCCCUACAGAACUGGAAAUGCUCCAUCCAUAAGGAACUUUUAAAGUACUAUUGUCCUAAGGAUGCUAUCUGUAUCUGUGUGUCCUGUAACUUAGCAGGAGUGCAUCAGGGACACCAGGUGGAGAUGCUGGAUGAGGCCUCUAAGAAGAAGAAGGGGACAUUGAGAAAUAUUCUGCAGAAACUGAUCACAAAGAGAGAGAAGACUGAGGAAAGAGUCCGGAGUCUGGAGGAACGCAGGAGAAAAGCUCACAUUAAAGCAGCUGAAGAAGUGGAGAGAGUCACUGCCCUGUUUAUAGACAUGAGGAGACGGCUGGACGACCUGGAGAAGAGGGUCCUGAGUGAGAUCUCCAGUCAGGAGGAGAAGCUGUCACUGUCAUUGUCUGAUGUGAUCCAGAAGCUGGCGAUAAAGAAGGACGAGCUGUCCAGGAAGAUGAGACACAUUGAGGAGCUGUGUAACAUGACGGAUCCACUGACUGUCUUACAGGAUCCAGACAUAGGUGACUUGUGUGAUCCUGAGGAGGGGGGAGGGGAUGAGGACACAGGGGCACAUGAUGUAGGUACGGAUGUUAUUAAAGGGAUGAUACAUAAAGGUUUAUCUGAUAUAAUAACAUAUCUACCGACCAUCUCAGCUACAACACCAAAAAGAAAAAGGCCACAACCUCAAUCUUCACCCAAGCAAAGAAAAAUCUUACUUUUGUCAGGUACAAAUUAUGGGGGCGAUGGUGUAAUAGUCAGAACUGGGAAUGUUAAAAUGGGGGUGACGGCUGCAGAAGAGGGAGGGAUCAAUGGGCAGGGUCCUGCAGACAUAUUCCUGGAUGUAAACACAGCUGGUGAGUAUAUCCUUAUAACAAAUGACCGGAAAACUGCAAAUGGGGCAGCUAUUAAGCAGAACUAUCCAGAAACAGCAGGGAGAUUCCAGGGUCAUCAGGUGAUGAGCAGCAACAAUUUUUUCUCGGGGCGACAUUACUGGGAAGUGGAGAUCAGUAGAUCAGGAUUGUGGAUGUUGGGGAUGUGUUAUCCCAGUAUAGACAGGAGGGGAGAUCAGUCAGUCAUUGGCGAUAAUGACAAAUCCUGGAGUUUAUGGGGAGGGCAGGGGAGUAAUAAUCAGUAUUCUGUGAGACACAACUCUAGAAAGAUUCAAUUACCUGACAAUAUCUCCAGUAAUAGAUUCAGGAUCUGUCUGGAUUAUGAGGCCGGGCAGCUGUCCUUUUAUGAGCUGUGUGACCCUAUCAGACACUUACACACCUUCACCACCACCUUCACCGAGCCCCUUCAUGCUGCAUUAUAUGUAUAUGAUGGUUCUGUAAAGAUAUUAGGGGGGAGCAGCUGCUGGAAGAAAUUAAAGACAGUGAUUGGCGAAGCAUUCAAGUUUUAGGAUACAUCAGUAGGAGGAGCUUUUUUUGUUCUUUUCUUUCCCCUUAAACAGUUAAAAGGGUUUAUCCAAGAGUUAAUGAUCCAUCCCAUUCAUAUUGACCAUAAAACUCUUUUUGCUGGGCUCAGUAUAGAGCUUGAAAAUAAUCUUCUUACAGGCGUAUUAUAAAGAAUUGGACUACUAAAUUUGGUAAAGGAUGAUAUCAAAUGAUUGUUUUAAAAUAGAUUAAAGUCCCACGUUCCUCUGCAGUAGAAGAUGGGGUGCUGAUGGGGAUCAAAUUAUUUUUUGCUUCACUGUAUAUCGUUGUUCGAUGUUCAUUCUUUUGUACUGGGUUAUUUGAUUUGGCAUUGGUAUUAAAAGGAGUUUCGGUCCAGAGUUUUUUGUUGUUGUUGUUAUUAUUGUUACCUGUACUAUAUGUAUUCCAUGCUCAGGGGUCUCCUGUUUGAUAGUCUGUUCUACUUCUACCAAGUUAAGUGGCUUUCCUUUCAAUCAAUUCAGGUUCUAGUUUAAGAAGCCUUCCUGUUAUGAUUCAGUUUUGAUAAUCAGGAUGCAGGGCCGGUGCCACCAAUAGGCCAGGUGGGCACCGGCCUAGACCACCCAGGGUAUAAGCAAAAUCACUG
Messenger RNA from Hyla sarda, 2559 nucleotides. Its product is annotated as tripartite motif-containing protein 14-like. The coding region runs from base 368 to 1942 and encodes 524 amino acids. Gene Ontology annotation, molecular function: protein binding; zinc ion binding. Lineage: Eukaryota; Metazoa; Chordata; Amphibia; Anura; Hylidae. The transcript has a single exon. The record is from RefSeq and is a predicted model, not a curated record.